This is a messenger RNA of Thunnus maccoyii (southern bluefin tuna), 3057 nucleotides long. It is a transcript of the gene phactr3a, whose product is annotated as phosphatase and actin regulator 3a. The record is from RefSeq and is a predicted model, not a curated record. The transcript is spliced from 13 exons. NCBI's taxonomy places the organism in Eukaryota, Metazoa, Chordata, Actinopteri, Scombriformes, Scombridae. Gene Ontology annotation, biological process: actin cytoskeleton organization; tRNA aminoacylation for protein translation. The coding region runs from base 268 to 1905 and encodes 545 amino acids. Gene Ontology annotation, molecular function: actin binding; ATP binding; aminoacyl-tRNA ligase activity.
AUCUACUUUAUUUAAAUCAAAUGUUCUAAUAACAAAUAAUAACACAUUUUAAAAGUAAUUUUUAAUGUAGACGCGGUACUAUUCAGUCCUUAAUGAUGCUUUCCAUUCACCGCCUGGAUUUUGUUCUUAGGGUUUACACAUAGUGUUUUUAACAAUAUGCCUGCCGCGUUAAUGCACACAAUGUUCUUUGUUUUGGGCCAACUGUGCGUUACAGAGACAUGAAAGGAAGCAACACGGAAAUUACAAGGAUUCCUCUGCUGUCUCCCCAUGGCUACAUCGGAUGGACUAGACGGCUGUCUGCAACGAGGCAGAUCUCAAAGUGACCCGAACAUACUCACCGAACCGGGCAUCGAUUUGGCUCACGGCACAGUAGAGGUGUUGGACCAGCAGAGGGUGCUGAGGACAGGUUGCCUGGUGUCGGGGGUCCACACUCCACCCAUUCGCCGCAACAGCAAGCUGGCCACCCUGGGGCGCCUCUUCAAGCCCUGGAAGUGGAGGAAAAAGAAAAAUGAGAAGCUCAAGCAGAGUUCCACAGAUGUAGCAUUAUCCAGCAGUCUUCUGUGCCACGACCCACACUCCCCCACCCAGGGCUGCUGCUCAGAUGGUACACUCCUGCUUGGAGGAUUCGGGGGACCUUUAAGCCCAAACCUCACCGUCAGCAGCGUAGAAUACCUUGGUCCUGAGGAGGAGCACCCCCCUCCAGUAGCUGCCCCUCUCCAGGAUUGUGAACGGGUGGAAGAGAACAUACCACUAACAGAUGAGGAGGGAGACGAGGAGGUGCACCCUGCGGGUGAUUUACCUGAGGGGCUGCAGGAUGUAGGAGAGCAGAUGGAAGAAAGACCAGAGGAGGAGAUUCCUCCAGGAACUUCCCCACCACAAGUACCUCCGAAACUUUUGCCCCAGCUGAGUCCUGGAGAUGAUUCAGGCCCCAUGUCGCUCCCCGCUCACCUGCCCAACUCCUACCUCCCCAAGGAACCUCCACCCAGGGCCACAGAAAGCUUGGCUUCAAUGACCCUGCCACUGAGAGGGCCCCUGGCCAACCCCUCAGGGUCCCCACAUCUAGGCAAUAUGAUGCACCCUCCCAUGCCCCCUAGCUGCAUUAUGGAGGAACUGCAGAGAGCCUUCGCUUCCAAGAACAGGCAGGAGAGUGUCCAUGAAGGGUGUGAGCAGGGCUCACCCCCGCGGCUGUGGUGCUCUGACGGACGGCUCUCUCGCUCUUGCAGCUCUGAGAACCAACACACAUCAUCUCUGGGAGGUGGAUGUGUGGGAGGUGGAGGGUCUGACUGGCCCAAGAAGGAGGCGGAGGAGAACAAGGAGAACGUGCGGCUGGACCAGUGCUUCUCCAACACCUCAGGCCUCCCCACCGACCUGGACGGCUGGAAUGAGUCCGUCAUCUCUGGCACACUUCCUCGCAGGCUAAGGAAGGAGCUGCUGGCAGUUAAACUACGAAACAGGCCCAGCAAGCAGGAGUUGGAGGACCGGAAUAUCUUCCCAGCCAGGAGUGACCAGGAACGCCAAGAAAUUCGCCAGCAGAUUGAAAUGAAACUUGCCAAGAGGCUGAGCCAGAGACCGAAUGUGGAGGAGCUGGAGAGUCGAAACAUCCUAAAACAGAGAAACGACCAGACAGAGCAGGAGGAGAGGAGGGAGAUCAAACAGCGGCUAAAUAGAAAGCUCAACCAGCGGCCCACAGUAGAUGAGCUGCGAGACAGAAAGAUUCUGAUCCGCUUCAGUGACUAUGUCGAGGUGGCCAAAGCUCAGGACUAUGACAGGAGAGCAGACAAGCCCUGGACUCGGCUCUCAGCAGCAGACAAGGCUGCAAUACGAAAAGAGCUGAACGAGUUCAAAAGCACUGAGAUGGAAGUACAUGCCUCAAGCAAACACCUAACAAGGUUCCACCGGCCAUGAAAGCGGGGAGUUUCUUCUGUGAAGAAAUGCUGAGCUUAGAAAUUUUCUGAGGCUGCUAGAAGCUGCUCAACGGUGACAGUUCAAAGAGCCUGAAGCCUUUUCGCCUUCAGUGUGUCUUUAACAUUCUUCCAGCACCCUUGACGAUCAUAUCGAUAUGAGAAUAGGGGUGUGGGAGAGAAGAUGACGGUAAUGUUUGUGGCAGUGUGUCCUGGAGACUACUGGACUUCGCCACGUGGAAGCUGGCUGGUGGAAGAGGACUUUGGUGGAGCCUCUUGACUCUCAGGAUGAGGGUAGAGGAAAAAAAAACAAUCCUGUCAUUCAGUCCGUGUUGUUUUUUUUGUACUAUUUCAUGGACUCCUUUGACAAGGCGGUGUGUGAAUCCAUGUAGUGGGAAGAAGUUGUGCAUGUGACCAGCUUCACCUUUUCUUAACUGAUGAAUAAUGUGUCACUUGGACUGUGUAAAGACUGUGCAGUCUGGGGAAGGUGGGUUUGGGGAUGAAUUUGAUAUUAACUGUACAUACAGUAUGUCAAUCUGAAUGGGACCGUCAAUGUCUUCACUGAAAAGAGAAAUACCUUUGUAAGCACUCUUGUCUUCAAAAUACAAGGCCUUUUUUUAAGAAUGUCUUAUCUGAUUUUUUUUUAAACAAUUUUAUUUUCAAUUAAGAAUCAAGUUGAAGAGGUAAUUAAAAACAAUUGAUAAAGUGAACAUUUUCAAUCUUUAGUUUGCCAUUUUCAGUUCUUCUCUAACCUACAUAAAUAAAUCAGCAAUUUGUAUUAAAAAAAAUCAUAGAGCCAACACAAUUAAAGACAUGGAAAAAGCUCAUUACCUGUACUUACUUUCAAAGAACACUAAAAUCCAUUGAAUUUAUAAAUCUCAUAAAAUAAUUAAUAUUAGAAUAUUAUAACAUUUCUCAUAAAAAUAAACAUGUAACAGCAACACAUCCAGGUCAGAAAAAAAUAAACACAUACAGAUACUAAAGAAAGAUGCUAAAAGCAGAACCUGGAAAUCUCAACUUCAAGGAAACAAUGUUAAUUAAAUGUUAAUGAAAGUACACAGCACAGUGUGCAUGGUGUGAUGUACUACACAACCUUGUUUAGUGUGUAGAGACCUUUAGCAGGACUGUGUUCAACUCAAAACCUGGCUCCAUCAGG